AAUGUGCGCAUGUAUACGGUUCUGUCUCCUUUCAGUCGUAUCUCAGCUUUCGAAGAAGCAAUAGGUUGUUAUCAGUAAAUUUCUUACUUUGCCGGCUCCGAAGUCAAUAAAACGGUGUUUAGUGCCUUAGAAAUGGAUUUUUAGAUCUAAAAAGAAUGAAUAAGGCUAGUUUUUGAAUUAAAAUAGUUUGUUAUGGCUGUGAUAAAUAGGACUGUAAUAUAUAUUCUUAAAAAAAUGAAUCAACAACAGGGUUUACUUGAGAUACUUAUGUUUUUCCUAUUGUGCGGGAUUGUAACUUCACAAGAAACUAGGAAUUGUGAAUCAGCGAAAAAGGGAAUCGAGGAGAAAUUGAAAGUACAAUUUACAAAAAUUCCCGAUACACCUCAAUUAGGUGAUUUAUGCGGUGAAUCCUGUUGUACAAAAGACGUAGAAAGAGAAGCGUACAAAUUUAAUCAAUUAUUUGUAGAUAAAUAUGUUAAAAAUUCUAUUUCGAAAAUAUCAUCUAUCAUUGAAACGAGAGCUAAGAAGUUCGAUGACCAAUUUCAGGGUAUGAUGAAAACUUCCAAAAAAGAAUUUCACGAGAUGUUCGAACGUACUUACGGCAAAAUCUACCUCAAAAACUCAGAUGUCUUUAGUGAUUUUUUUAACGAAUUGGAAACGUAUUACAAAAAAGGUUCAGUUCGACUUUCCGAAACUAUGGACACCUUUUUUGGCAUCUUAUACCAAAGGAUGUUCACCGUUAUCAAUGCUCAAUAUACAUUUGAUGACAGCUAUCUCGAUUGCGUAUCGAGUCAUAUGCAAGAAAUGAAACCAUUUGGAGAUGUACCCUAUAAGCUUAGUGUACAACUACGACGUUCUUUUGUAGCAACGAGAACUUUUUUUAAAUCAUUAACAAAAGCUGCCGAAGUGGCUGAAAGAUUGGAAGAAAUGAAAGUGGGAGAAGAUUGUUACAAGGAAAGCGCUAAAAUGAGAUACUGUGGUAUAUGUAAGGGUAAAGAUGGGGGUAUUCCCUGUUCAAUGUAUUGCAUAUCAACAAUGCAGAACUGUUUGAGAUAUCAUACAGAAGUAUCUAAUCAUUGGGAUAACUUGAUUGAUGCCAUUGAUAAAGUUGGAGAUCGGCUCCUCGGACCAUAUAAUAUAGAAAUAGUCGUGGAACCCCUUAACAUAAAAAUAUCUGAAGCAAUUAUGAACUUUCAAGAAAGUGGAACUGAAGUUUCGAAAAAAAUUUACAACCUGUGCGGUAAACCUACGUUUAGUCGGCCGAAAAGAGAUUCUGAUUACGACUCGACGCAAGAUACGAAUCCGACGACGGAAAUCAAGAUUGAACCGAUGAAAAACCCCGGAAGAAAGAAACAUAAGAAAACUAUGACUUCGGCAGAAAAUCAAUCGACCCCAUUGGAGAAGAUCAUUAUUGACAUUAAACAGAAAAUUAAAGAAACCAAAUUGUUUUGGAUGAAUCUUCCGUAUCAAUACUGCAAUAACCUAUCCAUAUUAAACUCGAUCAACACGACAUCUUCCUCUCAAUGUUGGAAUGAUACUAAUACAUUUUAUCAAGUGAAAAGUAGUGUCGGUGAUCGGCCUAUUGUGAAUGAACAAAUAUAUAUCCUUCAAGGACUAACUGAAAAACUAAGAAAAGCACAUCAGGGACAAGAAGUAGAAAUGGUGGAUGAUACUGAAGAAAUAUUAGAUGGUAGUGGUUCAGGAUCUGGAGACGGUUCGGAAGAAAGUGAAGAUGAAGAACCAAAGAUGGAAGAUGACAAAGGCAUUACCUUUAUCGACACUAAUUCAGCAGAUGAGGAAGAUAGCAGGGCAUUACCAACGUCAACACCAAGUAGCACGCGACAACCAGAAGUGGUUAGGACAUCGAGUGGCAAUUCUAAUACAAAUAUGACGCUUACGAGAGCGUUGAUAACUUACCUUUUGCCAAUGAUAAUGGCGUGGUUCGGUGGUGCCAUAACAAACUUGCUGUGAUAGGUUAUAAUAAGAUAUUGUGCUUGAGAAUGUGCUGUUUUCACUGUAAAUAUCGAUGUCUAUAUUAUUUUCUUGGUUGAUUUUUGUCGUUUCUAAUAAUUAGUAAAACCAAGAAAUUUUAAUUAUUUUUGUACAUUCUUAUAAACUUGAAAUAUUUCAAUGAUUGUUUUGAAAUUGAUUUACUAUUAGAUUAUUUUGUAAAUAAUUCACUUUUAUUGGUGGUACGAUAGCCUUUUACUAACUGUUACUUUCAAAACGAUUGGUAUCAGUUAUUUACCAAUGAUUUAAACCCGCAAAUCUAUUUGUACCUUUUUGUAUAUUGGUUUGCCAUAAAAUUAUUAAUCUUAAUUUUCUAUUUUAUUCUACAAUAAAUGUUAUAUGCUGCUGGGUUUUAUCAUAUUCAGUUUAUUCAACCAUUAAUAAACUCUUAUUUGAAAUUGAUUAAUAAACUUGUGAAGAAUAUUGAAAUUUAAUCAAAUUGUCAUAUAGAAUACUGUUAUUCUUAUGAUCUGGUAUCACUGGAAUUUCUUUUUAUAUCAUUAGAUUAUUUGAAUUUUUUAUGUUUAUUCUUUAUACAACUAAUCCUACAGGAACAAUGUGUCUCUGGAUAUGUUCAUUGUUAAGAACAUUCAAAGCUACUUGCAAAAAGUUUUUGAUCAAUUGAAAGAUGUAAUAUUGUUCUCAUCUAGUUUAUAGAGCUUUUAAUGUAUUUAACAAGAAUCAAUCUGUUUGUAAUGAAUGUAAUUAAUAUUCAAAAAUUAUUUAUUCAAACAUGUACCCUUUUAUUACUUAUAAUAUUGGUUGACAGGUAAAACAAUGUCUUAAAAUCUCAAUGAGUCAGUACAGUUAUUUCAAAUUUCCAUCUAUUGAUAUUCAAUCUUGUAUGCUCUUUUUUUCAAAGGUUCUUAAAUUGAAUACACAUUAUUUCAAGAGCUACAGCUUCAUAUAGUAUCUCUAUUAUAGACUAGAUCAGGAAACUAGGACCAAACAAUUAUAAUAAGUGUGAAAUUAGCAACAACUUCUCUUAGAGAAUUUUAGUUUUGUGGGGGUACUUAGCUCAAUAUUUUUCUAAUAGUUAAAUAUAACUUAACCAAUACUAUAUUUUUUAUUUAGUUUCCAACUUUUUGUCGAAUGUAAUAAUUCAAACAAUGUUUAAAUAUUUCCCCCAUCUACUUGCCCAGUUGUAUGCCAAUUGACCUUUUGGUCGAUAUUGCAAUCUCUAAUGGUUUAAAACUACAAGGAGAGAGAUAUAAUCCUUGACUGGUAUAGAUUAAAUAUAGAAUCGGGUAAUAAUCUCUUAUUCAGGAGCUCUAUUCCUUGCAAUUGCCAUAGAGAUGUUUGUAUUGUCAAAAAUCGAUCACUCGUAUAUCUUUAGAGAAUAUGUCAUUCAAUAUUCGUCCUGGCAUAUAGCCAGAGUUGGAAUAAAAGUCACACCUUUGUUUCUAAACUAUUAAAUCUGAAACAAAAAUUUAAAAUAUAAUGCUUAACAAUUAGGAAAAAUCAUAAGUAUUUCUUUAAGUAUCUGAAAUGCCGUUGUUUCAAUUUCUGUAGUUCCUCAGCUUGAUUUGUUGUUGCGUUAUCGCCCUUCACCUUAACAUAUUAGACUGCAUUCAUCAUAUAGCGAUUCAAACCAUAACUCAUUACAUUGUGUGUGAAUUUCAAAGGUUGAACAACAACGUUAUGGUAAUCCAUUCAGUAGUCCAUUGUAUAAUUUGAUGCAUGUAGGAGGGAUCUAAACGUCUUUGAGGCAUAUUUCUUACAAAUAACUAACACAUCAACUACCUUUUAAUGUAACUAAAUCAAAACUAAGACAAUUGAACAACAUAAUAUCAGAGUUUGGUUUUUAAUUUCUUAAAGGUGAACGCAAGCAAAAAAAGAAAUACACAAAAACAAAUUUUUUCAUUAUGCAAAACUGAUAAAGAAGCGAAUAUACAACCAUAUUUUUUAAUUUCUAAACCACCUGAGAUAUAAGAUUACUUUGAUACCUAUCAAUUGUUAAGUAGUGUACAUAUUUUUGAAGGAUACUAAAAAAGAAAUGGUGUAUAUUCCAAGGAAGUCGCAAAAAAUAAUGUGUUUUCAUUAAAGUGAUCUGCAAUUUUUUCUCAAUGGAUAAUUUGAUAAUAAUUAUAUACUAAGCUAUACUUCUCACAAUUCUUAUAUAUGAGUCAAUAUUUUAAAUAUAUAACAAACAAUAUAUCUCUGAUAAAAUUUUAAUUGUAAUAAAUCAUUUGUAUAUUUUUGUUUAUAAAAUUCAAACUUUUGAAUUGUACCAGUGAAAACAGAAAAUAUCUCUAACUGUUCUUAUUUUUAUUGUAUAUAGUCAACCAUAUUUUGUACAUAAAAAGUGUUGAAUGUGAAUUAAAAGGGACCCCAAUUUUUAUUUCUUUAGAACUGUAUCAAUGUGGCAUUCAUGUUUGGAAGAGAAGAAGACUUGAUGUUGGCUACCACUUAGCCAGAUAUGCACUGAGUGAAAUGAUAUUUUUAAUAUUUAUGUAAUAUUGUGAUAGUAUUUAUGAGUAAAGAGAUACUCUCGA
Molecule: messenger RNA, 4505 nt
Organism: Diorhabda sublineata
Lineage: Eukaryota; Metazoa; Arthropoda; Insecta; Coleoptera; Chrysomelidae
Gene: dlp
Product: glypican-6
Exons: 6
Coding region: 193-1971 (592 amino acids)
Biological process (GO): cell migration; regulation of protein localization to membrane; regulation of signal transduction
Cellular component (GO): plasma membrane; cell surface; synapse
Source: RefSeq, a predicted model, not a curated record